Coregonus sp. 'balchen' is the source of this 1992-nucleotide messenger RNA. The record is from the annotation of a GenBank genome assembly. NCBI's taxonomy places the organism in Eukaryota, Metazoa, Chordata, Actinopteri, Salmoniformes, Salmonidae.
GUGCCCCUCCUGCUGCUGUUCUGUCUGUGUGGAGGAGUGGCGUCCAUAGGUGAUUUUAAGGCCAUCCCUUUUGACACUAAAGAACACCUGAUUCCAUAUCACACCGAGGGACAAGGAGAAGACAAGGUAUUUUAUACAUGAUGGCACUGCCAAUGUAUGACAUCAAACUAUUCUAGAGGUUGUAAAUAAGAAUGAUCUUUGGACAUACAUGUUCCAUUUCCAAGUUGAAAUUUGACCCACUCAUUCCCCCUCACAGGAAGUUCCUCUCCUGCAAAUUCCUGUGGAGAUACAUGGCUCCGUCAAAGCUGUUGACUUGGCGAAGUACGGGGGGAAAAGGGGAUUCAUAGGAGGAGCAGGGGGCGGAAGGAGGAUCAGCAGGAGGAACGUUAGGGGACCGCUUCACCUCGUGGGCAAUGAUCACAGGGGAGCACCACCAUUCCCAUGGCUCCCACCAGCCCAGCGGCAGAGUGGAGGUGGACUACGGCAAGAGUGGAGUAACCAUGACUGGACAUGAACACUCAUACUUCUCCAGAUAUGGAGCUGGAGCUUAUGACGGGAUCGCUCUCUCCGAGGGAGUCCUAGAGGAGUACUACUCUGCAGUGAGUAUCUUAGAUCAUGAUCGUUUGAAGACCAGUAAAAGUAUUAGUAUUAGUAUUGAGAUUAUACUGAGUCGGUGAAAGUGAACUUCUUGGAUUACUACUUUGACAUAGGAGUUGAGGGCAGUGUUAUUGUAGCCAUUUUGAUUAAAUGUGUUAAUAUACUGUAUCUGUCCCUAUCAUAUGACCUUUGCAGAAGGCCAAUCAUGUUGCGCAGAACGACCAACAGAGAGAUGACCUACUGAUCUACGACUACGAAGGUCAGGGGUCACCGGUAGGCUCUGUGGGCUGCUGCAGCCUACUGGGGACUGUUGACGAUCUGGACUUCCUCAACGACCUGGGGCCCAAGUUCAAGACCCUGGCCAAGAUCUGCCAGGGGUCGAUAGCUAUGGAGGCAGAGACUGUCAACGUGUCUGUGUCAUCCCCUAGGCCUAGGCCUACCACAUCCACCCACACAGAGGUCAGCAGAGACACAGCUCUCAAUGUCAACACCCUGAACACCUCAUCCAUCACCUCCACCUCCUCCACCCCCCUACAGGAGAGCCUGGUUACUCAGGCCCAAGGAUCAGCCACCAUCCGCAAGGUUCACAUUCAGGAGAACAAGGUGAUGCCCAACCAGACCCUCUUCAUCCAGCAGCCCCCUAUGUACUACGCCGCUGCCCCCACCAUGUACGUGGUGGAGCCCCAGCCCCAGUUGGUGCUGGUGGAACAGAGAGGGGGAGGUGGUUAUGUCUGUGCCCAGCAGGCGGUAAGCCAGGUGGGUGUAGGGAUGGGUCAGGGGAUGGUGGAUGUAGGAGGGCUCCAUGGUUCUCAGGGCAUGAUGUUAGUGGAGAGGCAGGUAGGAGCGGGUGGUAGUGGGGAAGGCCAUGGUCAUGUUGUUAUGGGUGCAAGCCAGGUCUUACAGGGAGCGGACCACGCUAAUACCAGGGGAGGUCACGUUAUUACAGAGACGAGCCAAACCAUUACACGGGGUGCCCAGGUUCUACAGGGGCCAGGGCAGACCAUGAUCGGAAAAGGCCAUCUAUCGCCAGGAGGAAGCUUCUCACAGGGAAGCCUGUCCGGGUCCAGGAAAGUGCUUGUUGUUGAGAGUGGGUCCGGGUCAGCCUCAGCAGCAGGGGGCAGUGCAAGCUUAGGGGCUGCCCAGGUCACCAUGCAGAGAGGCCAGGGGUUAGAGGUCAAAGGUCAUAGUAUAGAAGUGAGAAGUCAGAAUGGUGCUUCCUCGUUGAGUUCCAGCUCCCUGUGUGGCACGGCGGGGUCAAACGAGGCCUCUGCUACUGCUGGCACAGUCACCACCACGCCCACAGCUGCACCCCGUAGCAGCAGCCACACCGCUGUGGUGCAAGAGAAGAAAAUAUCUAUCACUGAGAAAUACGUUGAGACCAGUACAGUGUCGUAG